Akanthomyces muscarius is the source of this 3513-nucleotide messenger RNA. RefSeq lists its product as uncharacterized. The transcript has a single exon. NCBI's taxonomy places the organism in Eukaryota, Fungi, Ascomycota, Sordariomycetes, Hypocreales, Cordycipitaceae. The record is from RefSeq and is a predicted model, not a curated record. Gene Ontology annotation, cellular component: plasma membrane. Bases 1 to 3513 code for a protein of 1170 amino acids. Gene Ontology annotation, molecular function: calcium-activated cation channel activity.
AUGGCUUUUGCCUCGAGGGCUCUCGCCUCCAUGGCUUUCACGGCCUUUAUACCCUUGGUUUCUGCCUCCGCUUCACCCUCGGCCAGAGACGCGAAACCAAACUCAAACUCCGACAACCCUCUCCUCGACCUCUUCAAAGACCCCUUUGCCUCUACCGUCGCCACCUCCUCUCUCUACUCGGCCAUUGGCAUCUCCAUCGGCUUCACCGUCUUUCUCGCCGUCUGCUUCUCCCUCCUCCGCCCUCACAACCAGGCCGUCUACGCCCCCAAGGUCAAGCACGCCGACGAAAAGCACGCCCCCCCGGCCAUAGGAAAGUCGCUCUUUGCCUGGGUGCCGCCCGUCCUGCACACCAAUGAAGACAUUCUCAUGCAGACCGUCGGCAUGGACGCCACCAUCUUUAUCCGCUUCAUGCGCAUGUGCCGCAACAUGUUUCUCGUCUUGAGUGUGGUUGGUGUCGGCAUCUUGAUACCUGUUCACAUCACAAACGCUGCCGUGCAGGACAAGACCAAGCUCGGCUGGCUCGUCAACAUUUCGCCCCUCAACGUCUUUGGACGCGCCCAGUGGGUGCAGGUCGUCGCCGCCUAUCUUUUCGACGUCAUUGUCGCCGGCUUCCUCUGGUGGAACUACCGCAAGAUUCACCAGCUCCGCCGCAGGUACUUUGAGACGGACGAGUUCCAGUCGGCGUUGGCUUCGAGGACGCUGAUGCUGUACGACUUGCCCCGCGCAUGCGCCUCCGACGAAGGCAUCGCCCGCAUUAUCGAUGAGGUCGCGCCCAGCUCGUCCUUUGCCAGGACUGCCAUUGCCCGCAACGUCAAGGAGCUGCCCGAGCUCAUCGAGCAGCACGACCACAACGUUCGCAAGCUCGAAGAGGUUCUCGCCAAGUACCUCAAAAACCCCGCCCAGCUCCCGCCGAACCGCCCGACCUGCAAGCCCUCCAAAAAAGACCACGCCUACAGCUCCUACCCCAGAGGCCAGAAGCUGGACGCCAUCGACUACUACACCAAGCGCAUCCGCGAUCUCGAAACCGAAAUCAAGCAGGUCCGCGCCGCCGUCGACAGGCGCAGCACCAUGCCCUACGGAUUCGCCAGCUACAGCGACAUUGCCGAAGCGCACAGCAUUGCUUAUUCGUUCCGCAAGAAGAAGCCCCAGGGCACCACCGUCACUCUCGCUCCACGCCCCAACGACGUCAUCUGGCGCAACAUGCCGCUUUCCGCUGCUGUCCGCAGCCGUAGACGGUGGAUGAACAGCUUCUGGAUCGCGGUCCUCACAAUUCUCUGGAUCGGACCCAACGCCAUGAUUGCCAUGCUCUUUGUCAACCUGAGCAACCUCGGUCGUCUGUGGCCCGCCUUCAAAACCUCGCUCGAGGCCAACCCCAAGUUCUGGGGUCUCGUCCAAGGUAUCCUGGCGCCCACCCUGACCUCGCUCGUCUACCUCGUCCUGCCCAUGAUCUUUCGCCGUCUCUCCACCAAGGGUGGCGACCAGACCAAGACUGGCCGAGAGCGACACGUCAUUGGCAAAAUGUAUGCCUUUUUUGUCAUCAACAACCUCGUCGUCUUUUCCUUUUUCUCGACCGUGUUUACCUUUGUCUUCAACAUUAUCCACGAGGCCAGUUCUGGCCAAUCCGGCUGGGAUGCCAUCAAGGAAGCAAACAAGGACAAUGGCAGCAGUAUCGUCGACGGCCUCUUUCAAGCCCUGUGCUCCAACGGCGUUUUCUGGGUCACCUACAUGCUCCAGCGUCAGCUCGGCGCCGCCACGGACCUCGCGCAGCUCUGGUCCCUGACGAGGGCUUUUUUCCUAAAAAAGUUUUCCAGCCCGACGCCCAGAGAACUCAUCGAGCUCACCGCGCCGCCGCCUUUUGAAUACGCCAGCUACUACACCUACUUUUUGUUUUACGCCACCACCAGCCUCUGCUUUGCCGGCAUCAUGCCGCUCGUCCUGCCCGCCGCCGCCAUGUACUUUACCAUCGACCACUACCUGAAGAAAUAUCUUAUCCUCUACCGCUUCAUCACCAAGACCGAGUCUGGCGGCCUGUACUGGCGUGUCGUCUUUAACCGCUUCAUCUUUGCCACCAUGCUGGCCAACCUCGUCGUUCUGCUCACGACAUGGGUCCGCGGCGAAGGCAACCACAUUCAGUUCUUCGCCGUCAUUCCUCUCCCGUUUUUGAUGUUUGGAUUUAAAAUUUGGUGCGCCAACACGUACGACAACAAGAUUCGCUUUUACAGUCUGCUCAACAUUCGCAAAAACCCCGAGGCCGCGCGCGCCCAGGCCGACCGUCUACGAAGCGAAAAGCUGGCCAGCCGAUUCGGCCAUCCUGCUCUGUACAAGAAGCUCAUCACGCCCAUGGUGCAUCAAAAGGCCCAGAAUCUGCUGCCGUCUGUCUACUCGGGCAGACUGACCGACGGCAGAGACGCCGAGACGGCCGAUCUCAUGAGUGUUAGCGGCUACUCUGACAUGUAUGCCCUCGACAGCAUGAAGGCGGGCAAGGCGGGCAAGACUGCCGGUGUGCCGGGCUUUGAGUUUGUGUCGGAGAACCACAUGGACUUUGAAUACUUUAAAAACAGGGCCGAGUUUUUGGACGAGCACGGCGGUGCCGACUUUUACGGUGUCGAGAGUGAUAGGGCCACGACGCGAGCCGGCACGCCGGUAUCUUUUGACCGUCCUGGAAGCGCUACUGGCUUCAACACCCCUCGACGCGUUGGCACCGGCAUGUCGGACAUGAGCUACAACUCGUACCGCCCGCAGAUGGACGGCGCCCACUCUCGCCAAGCCUCGGGCAAUGAACUGGACCGCAUGCGCAGUCCGCUGGGCGAUCUGGACAACUCGAGCUCGACGGGUCUGGUGCAGGCCCAGCCCAUGGGUGGCUACUCGGAGGUACCUGACGGCAGAGGCAGCCCUGUGCCGUUUUACGACUCGGGCCGAGCCAGUCCUGCGCCAGGCCGGACAAUCACCGGCCACCGCGGUUACCAGCCGCUGGACGGCAGAUCAAGCCCGGCGCCCGGCUUUGAUGGCCGCAUGAGUCCGGCGCCGCGGUCCCGGUCACAGUCGCCCGGUCCAGCCGCCGGGCCUAUGGGUGCAGCGCUUCGAGGGGGACAAAUGGCACAGAUGAAUCCGCCUCGACAGAUGACACAGAGCCCGAUGAACACGGCUCGACAAAUGAGUCCUGCUCCUCGACAGAUGAGCCCAGCACCUCACCAACCUGCUCGACAGAUGAGCCCGGCACCCCACCAACCUGCCCGAAAUAUGAGCCCAGCGCCCCUUCAAUUGCCUGUCCGACAGAUGAGUCCCGCCCCUGGACGGCAGUCUCCCGGCCCUGCCGCCGGUCUAGCCACGCGCAAGCCCGUCGGUCAGCCCGAGUACGCGCAGCCACACGGCCCGACCUACCAGCAACCGCACAGCUACGGACAGGACCACGACGACUUUCAAGGACUGCCAGGACAGCCGGGCUUCUACGGAGCGUCGCAAGGACAGGAUCAUAGAGGAAACCCGUCCAACCGCCCGAACCAGGGGUGGUGA